Canis lupus familiaris (dog) is the source of this 2490-nucleotide messenger RNA. It is a transcript of the gene HJV, whose product is annotated as hemojuvelin BMP co-receptor. NCBI's taxonomy places the organism in Eukaryota, Metazoa, Chordata, Mammalia, Carnivora, Canidae. The record is from RefSeq and is a predicted model, not a curated record. Bases 302 to 1579 code for a protein of 425 amino acids. Gene Ontology annotation, molecular function: coreceptor activity. Gene Ontology annotation, cellular component: plasma membrane. Gene Ontology annotation, biological process: BMP signaling pathway. The transcript has 5 exons.
AGCUGUCCAGUACUCUGGCCAGCCAUUUACUUCCCCUUCCCCCCACCCAAAUCUUCUCUGGUUCCCUAACCUCAGUGAGAUUGCAGCCAGUCUGGGGACCUGGGGGAGACAUGGAGAAAGACGGGGGAUCCCCUGGCUGGAGCUGACCGACAGAGUAGGCAGUCAUGGCUGGAGAAUUGGAUAUCAGAGUAAUGUUUGUCCUCUGGAAACAUCCUUUACAGGAGGUCCGGUCAAAAUUCACUAGGUAGGAGGGUCGUCAGCUGGAAAAAGCCGGAGCCUGGGGGGACCUGGCCGCAUAGGUAUGGGGGAUCCAGGCUGGUCUCCCCAUGGCAGCCCCCCAACUCUAAGCACUCUCACCCUCCUGCUCCUUCUCUGUGGACAUGCUCACUCUCAAUGCAAGAUCCUCCGCUGCAAUGCUGAGUAUGUAUCAUCCACCCUGAGCCUUAGAGGUGGGGGUUCACCGGGAGCGCUUCGAGGAGGAGGAGGUGGGGGCCGGGGUGGAGCCGUGGGCUCCGGCGGCCUGUGCCGAGCCCUCCGCUCCUACGCUCUCUGCACCCGGCGCACCGCCCGCACCUGCCGCGGAGACCUGGCCUUCCAUUCGGCCGUGCACGGCAUCGAAGACCUGAUGAUCCAGCACAACUGCUCCCGCCAGGGCCCCACGGCCCCUCCCCCGCCCCGCGGCCCAGCCCUUCCGGGCUCGGGCCCUGUCCGCUCCUCUGGCCCCCCAGCCCCGGACCCCUGUGACUACGAAGGCCAGUUUUCCCGGCUGCACGGUCGUCCCCCGGGCUUCCUGCAUUGCGCCUCCUUCGGGGACCCCCACGUGCGCAGCUUCCACCACCACUUUCACACGUGCCGUGUCCAGGGAGCUUGGCCCCUGCUGGAUAAUGACUUCCUUUUUGUCCAGGCCACCAGCUCCCCCGUGGCAUCGGGGGCCAACGCCACCGCCACGCGGAAGCUCACCAUUAUAUUUAAGAACAUGCAGGAAUGCAUUGACCAGAAGGUCUACCAGGCUGAGGUGGACAAUCUUCCAGCAGCCUUUGAAGAUGGUUCUAUCAAUGGAGGCCACCGACCUGGGGGUUCAAGUUUGUCCAUUCGAACUGCUAACCCUGGGAAUCACGUGGAGAUCCGAGCUGCCUAUAUUGGCACAACUAUAAUCAUUCGACAAUCAGCCGGGCAGCUCUCCUUCUCCAUCAAGGUAGCAGAGGAUGUGGCCAGGGCCUUCUCAGCUGAGCAGGACCUGCAGCUCUGUGUCGGGGGGUGCCCCCCAAGUCAGCGACUCUCCCGCUCAGAUCGCAGUCGUCGGGGAGCUAUAAACAUUGAUACUGCUAAACAGCUGUGCAAGGAAGGGCUGCCAGUUGAAGAUGCUUACUUCCAUUCCUGUGUCUUUGAUGUUUUGAUCUCUGGUGACCCCAACUUCACUAUGGCAGCUCAGGCAGCUUUGGAGGAUGCCCGAGCUUUCCUGCCAGACUUAGAAAAACUGCACCUCUUCCCCUCAGAUGCUGGGGUUCCUCUUUCCUCAGGAACCCUCCUGGCUUCACUCAUGUCUGGGCUCUUUGUUCUGUGGCUUUGCAUUCAGUAACUAGGCCAGCAACCCUGUGGCUGGUGCAGAAAUGAUCAGGGGUUAGAGACAGGGAAGAACAUGAAGAAAUCAGUGAAGGGAACAUUGGGAACUAGAAGACACCUGAAAAGGAUGCCUGGGUGACUCAGUGAUAGAGCGUCUGCCUUUGGCUCAGGGAAUGAUCCCGGGAUCGAAUCCCACACAGGUCUUCCUGCAGGGAGCCUGCUUCUCCCUCUGCCUGUGUCUCUGCCUCUCUCUGUGUGUCUCUCAUGAAUAAAUAAAGUCUUAAAAAAAAAAAAGACACCUGAAAUAAUGACAUUUAACCAGAGUCAGAUAAGGCUGCAGUCCAGGAUUGAAACGAUCACAGAAUAAGGAUUCUGGGCAAAGCUUUUGCAAUCUAGAUCUCUAUAAGUGCUCUUCGUCAAUUUUCCCAGGCCCAGUUAUAAUAAGCGAUUGUUCUAGUCUAGCUACUCCUGAAAUCACCCCAACAAACUUAGAAGCUUGAUGACCAGUAGAAAACUUGUUCAAGAGGAAAGAGUUGGAAGAGGAAGACAUGAUCAUUUACCUAUGAGAGAUUUAAAAAUGUAACGAUAUUUUCUCUUAGAAGAUGGAAAGAGGAGGAAAUUAUUAAGGAUGGAGUCUAUUUGACAAAUAAAAGUGAGUAAGAUGUGUUCUUUCUUGGUUCAGAAAUGAAAUAGGGGUUGUCUGGAUCUUAGGAGAAAGAAAACUCUGCCUUUGGAGAAUGGCACAGAUAGGAAAGAAGCUAGCAUUCCCACCCCUAACUAAUCUUUAUUAAGGCUAUGAAUUGGGAUGCCUGUGUGGCUCAGUAGUUAAAUGUCUGCCUUUGGUUCCCGUAGUGAUUCUGGGGUCCUGGGGUCAAGUCAUGCAUCAGGCUCCCUGCAUGAAGCCUGCUUCUCCCUCUGCCUGUGUCU